UUUGUGAAUGUCCACAAUUAGUGUUAAGGAAAGAUGUUCUAUGACUAUUCAGGGAGAAGCCUUAGUGUUCUAAAAAGAUGGGUAAAUAACGAGAGAACUGCUUCAGGGGGUGAUCUCUAGCCACGUCUGGCAUAAAGAUUAAAAUCACGAGGAAGCCCACAAGAGGAAGAAGAGGAACUGACAGGGCAGAGAGGAACCAGAGAAGAGAAACUACCAUGGCUUUCUUCACUCACCUCACCCGGCGCUCCCUGGCCCAGUCAGCUGCCAUGGCCAACGCUAUUAAGAAUGUAACGGUGAUCGGGAGUGGCCUCAUGGGAGCAGGUAUCGCCCAGGUGGCAGCACAGACAGGCCACUCGGUCACCAUGGUGGACAUCGACCCGGUGGCCGUGGGGAAGGCUGAGAAGAGGAUUGGCGAUUCCAUCUCCCGUGUGGCCAAGAAGAAAUUUGGGGAGGGAGAUGAGGCGGCCAAGUUCAUUAGCGAGGCACUGAGUCACCUGAGGACCUCCACCGACGCUGUGGCCUCUGUUGAGUCAGCCGAUCUGGUGGUGGAGGCCAUUGUGGAGAACCUCAAGACCAAGAAGGAACUUUUCUCUAAGCUCGAUAAUGCCGCUCCUGCUCACACCAUAUUUGCAUCUAACACCUCGUCCAUACCCAUUGCAAAAAUUGCCGAAGCAACCAACCGUCUGGAUCGCUUUGGUGGCCUGCACUUCUUCAAUCCCGUGCCUGUCAUGAAGCUACUGGAGGUGGUGCGCAUUCCUGAGACCUCCGGCGACACCUUCAAUGCCAUGACUGCUUGGGGGAAGGCCAUGGGCAAGGUGACAGUGGAGUGCAAGGACACACCAGGCUUCAUUGUCAACCGCCUCCUGGUGCCCUUCAUGUUUGAGGCCGUCAGGAUGGUGGAGCGAGGGGAAGCAAGUCCAAGAGAUGUUGACACAGCCAUGAAGCUUGGAGCUGGUCACCCCAUGGGACCAUUUGAGCUGAUGGACUAUGUUGGCCUGGACACUGGCAAGUUCAUCAUUGAUGGCUGGCACAAGGAUUACCCCGAUGUGGAAAUCUUUUCUCCCUCUCCACUGCUGGAAAAGUUGGUGUCUGAGGGUAAGCUUGGUGUCAAAAGUGGGGAAGGUUUCUACAAGUACAAGAAAUAGCAACCUGAUCAGUUUUACCAAAAAAUGUGAAUCAUCAUGUAAGUACUACAGGUUUCAAGUGGCUUCUUUUAUUUAGCACUCACUAUUGCAUAAAUAGAUCAGUUGUUAGAAUCAUUAAAAAUGACACUGUGAAGGAUCAUUUGUAUAUUGAUUCUUUGUACUGACUUAAGGUGGUGUCAUUUCUGCUAAAGUGUACAUUAUUGCAUUUUGUAACAGUGAAGGGUGCUGUUGUUGAUGCUGGAAUUAGUGUAAAUAAACACUUCAUUAGUAAAUGUAUAUGAAUAAUGUGUAAGCCCAAUCAGCUCCAUUGGAGUUGGAAACUAUCAAUGCAAUUAAACUAAGAGGAUAAAGCUCAUUUACAGAGUGCUAAUUUUUAACAAGAUUUAUAAUUAUGUAUGGCAUCUAAAUAAAGAUAUGUUUUGC
Messenger RNA from Portunus trituberculatus (swimming crab), 1568 nucleotides. Its product is annotated as hydroxyacyl-coenzyme A dehydrogenase, mitochondrial-like. Gene Ontology annotation, cellular component: mitochondrion. Lineage: Eukaryota; Metazoa; Arthropoda; Malacostraca; Decapoda; Portunidae. The transcript has 6 exons. Gene Ontology annotation, biological process: fatty acid beta-oxidation. The coding region runs from base 216 to 1145 and encodes 309 amino acids. The record is from RefSeq and is a predicted model, not a curated record. Gene Ontology annotation, molecular function: NAD+ binding; (3S)-3-hydroxyacyl-CoA dehydrogenase (NAD+) activity.